Molecule: messenger RNA, 2061 nt
Organism: Brassicogethes aeneus
Lineage: Eukaryota; Metazoa; Arthropoda; Insecta; Coleoptera; Nitidulidae
Source: the annotation of a GenBank genome assembly
GAGAGUGGGUUGGCUUCGCGUCGCCUUCUGUCAAGUUUUCUGUCAGUGCGCUCUGCGAUAUAUAAAAGUUAGCCGGUGCGGUAAUUUUACAAAGUUUGUUGUUAUGAUAUGCAAACCCGGUGAACAAAAGGCACUAAAAGCUAGUUGCUCGCGUGGUUAUUAAUCGGGAACCUUUGGAUUAUGUGCACCAAUAGAAGAAGAGCGUUUUGUUGACGGGAAAUAAGUGAAAUAAUGUACCUAUAUAAAGAGAAUGGAAUGUCUUAAAGAUAGUUUGUAUGCCUACUGAAUACUAAUCGUACUGUCUGACCGCAAAGAAAGAAUUACUCACCGACUGUAGAUAUGAGAAUAAAGAAAAACUGACCACAAAAUCAUCAGGGUUUCCAAGAAAUCAUUCAAGAUAGAGCCGAACACAGAAAAUGUACGAAAUCAGUUUCUUGGGUCCCGGAAAUACCACAGCGUGUCUGAAUCUAUGAAUGAUACAUCUGUGAUGUUGUGUUUUGUGCAAGGAUUCGAGCAGGCUAAGGACGAUGACGGUGUCGUUCUACGUAACAGGGAAAACCAAGGAUCGGAAGGAUCGUCGGGAUCUGCCAAAGAACCGCGCUUGCAAAUCGUCAAAAACAAGUUUCUACGAAAAUCAAGGUCGUCCGGAAACUUUGGGAGCGCGGGGCCGAGAUCGGCUCCGACCACCCCGCAGGGCGUGUUCUGCGGCUCGACGGGCAGCAACUCGUCACUCGGCCUCGGCACCGGUCAGACUGGCGGCCUGGUCAUCAACGCGCUGGGAAUCGGCACCCAACAGCAGCUGCAAGCAGGCCAACAGCAGCAGCAAACGCAACAGGACCAACAGCUGCAGCUGCAGCAGCCUUUCGGCGGAGCCGCCUCGCAGCCAUGCACGCCCGGGUGCACGUCGCCAUCGAUACAGAGGAGUCCCAGUCACUCGGUUUUCACAAAGUGCGAUAAAACUAAUUUAAAACAUUUGUCUACCUCAACGCCCCAAAUGACGGCGCAGGGGCAGCUCACAGAACCCCCCAGUCCUAAGGCCUACAAGGAGGGAAAGGUGAGGACCACCUCCAAAUCACAUCAGAAAAAAUUCAGGAGGCAUUUUCAAAACGUCAACGAGGAGGAGGUUCUUAACCAUUAUCUCUGCGCUCUAAUUGGUGACAUCCUUUUGCAAGGCCAUCUUUAUAUCACAACAAAUUACUUCGCUUUUUAUUCCAAUGUUUUUGGAUACGUCACCAAGUUGCUGAUACCGGUGCUGUCGGUGGAAAAAAUAACAAAGGAAAAAACGGCCCGAAUAAUCCCGAACGCGGUCGGCAUCCAGACGUCGGACGACAAACACGUGUUCGGCAGUCUGAUGUCGAGAGACACCACCAUGCAGUACAUGAUCACCGUGUGGCAGAAGGCGAAAAACGUCAACUCGGCGCUGCCCAUACCGCCGGAAGUGCCCGAUAUCACACCUGAAGCAGAAAUUGAAUCAAGUGAGUCGGCGGAAAGUGGGAGGGAUUCACCGAUAGACGAUGAUCCACCCACCUUCAAAAAAUGCGACGUUCCUUUGCAAACUGAAACUGACAUUUAUGAGAGGCGCAGUUCCAAGGGCCUCGUCAGGACCGUGCAAGAGGCCAUCUCCGAGUUCUCGAAGCUGCCGCGGCAAAGUUUGAUUCUGUUCGCCACCACGUUGCUGCUGAUAUUGUUGUUCUUGUCGGCGGGCAUUUUGCUCUAUCGAAUAAGCAAAAUCCAGAAUCGGUACUCGCUGGCCAUGCAGGACAGCAGGUCGGCGGGCGGGGAGGAGAUCUACAGCAAUUUGCUGCAGUGGCAGUCGCACCUCCACACGAAGUCUGCGGGAGCUGUCAACAAUUUUUUAGACAGCAAUCUUGACCAGAUUGCAAAGGUAAGACAGUCGUUGGAAGCGUUAUCAACUCUAUUGAUAUCCAAAGAGAAUCCAUUGGUGAGACAGGAUGAAACCAGUUCGGCCAGUGACAAGACGACAUUGGAAAGUUAGCAAAACUAGAAAACUAGCACAGCUAAUUGCCAUUUCGAAUUGAAAGGACAUUUUUUUGAUGACCU